This is a messenger RNA of Capronia epimyces CBS 606.96, 1089 nucleotides long. RefSeq names its product phosphate system cyclin PHO80. Gene Ontology annotation, cellular component: nucleus; cyclin-dependent protein kinase holoenzyme complex. The record is from RefSeq and is a predicted model, not a curated record. The coding region runs from base 1 to 1089 and encodes 362 amino acids. The transcript has a single exon. Lineage: Eukaryota; Fungi; Ascomycota; Eurotiomycetes; Chaetothyriales; Herpotrichiellaceae. Gene Ontology annotation, molecular function: cyclin-dependent protein serine/threonine kinase regulator activity; protein kinase binding. Gene Ontology annotation, biological process: regulation of cyclin-dependent protein serine/threonine kinase activity.
AUGCUAGCAACAUCCCCGUCCCCUAAUCUUGAGUCCGGCGGCACCAGAUUCUCACGGCCUCAGUAUGAUCAAUCUACAAAGCCUCCCAAUCCAACCCGACCGGCCGCGAAGCAGACCGAACAAAGUCGCAAAUAUCACGUCUCCCCUGAGCUCUUGUACAAGACGAACAGAAACGCCAGCACACGGUCGCUAGAUCGCUACAGCUCACACACGGGCCCGCGAAAGAUGGUCGAUAAGGGCACACAAUGGUCCCCACCAGACCCGAAAGUUUCUACACCACCUGGGACAAAAACGCCGACGUCGACAAUCGGCGGCCUCCAGUUGUCCGAGAAGGAGGAGUCAAUCAGAGUUGCUGCUCUCGCUUUCCAGGCGCCCCAUGAAGGUGGCGAGACACGCUUGGUGAAUAUUGCCAAUGAUCUGAAAUCAGAGAAUGCAGGGCAGGCGCAAGGAAAGAGGCCGGCCGAUGAUCCGGCAACAGGGACAUCGCCAGACCUCUCUGACCCGGUAUUGCAGGACCAACAGUCGGUACUCCCAUCACCCGUGAAGAAGGCACGCCCAGAUACCCCUCCGUUACGUCUGAUGCCGCGUCAAUAUGAGAAUUGCAACACCCGAGAUUUGGUUAUCUUGAUCUCUUCCAUGCUCAUGGAACUGAUUCGGUACAACGACGCGAUCCCUUUACGAGAAGGACAGUUGACCAGAUUCCACUCACGAGCUCCACCCGGCAUUUCGGUACUCGACUAUCUUCAACGACUGACAACUCACGCCACACUAUCCCCACCGAUACUUUUAAGUGUGGUCUUCUACAUUGAUCGCCUCUGCGCUCUCUAUCCAGCCUUUACAAUUAGUAGUCUCACGGUCCACCGUUUUCUAAUCACCAGCGCCACUGUUGCGAGCAAGGGGUUGAGUGAUUCAUUUUGGACCAACAAAACGUACGCCAGGGUUGGCGGCGUUAGCAUGAAGGAGCUUGCCCUUCUUGAACUUGAAUUUCUGACGAGAAUGGAGUGGCGAAUAGUGCCAAAGCCGGAGGUAUUGUGUGACUACUACAAGUCCCUUGUCCAGCGGAAUUCCCAAUACCAACUGGAGGGCUAA